AUGGUGAACUCCAGCCGCGUGCAGCCGCAGCAGCCCGGGGACCCGAAGCGGCCGCCCGCAGCCCGAGCGGCCGGCCCCGGCCGGCUGAUGACGGGCGGCGCGGCCGUGGGCGCCGGCCUCGCCGCUCCGGGCGGCCUCCGCGAGCAGAGGGGCCUGGAGAUCGAGAUGGAGCGUAUCCGGCAGGCGGCCGCGCGGGACCCCCCGGCCGGAGCCUCGGCCUCUCCCUCCCCGCCGCUCUCGUCGUGCUCGCGGCAGGCAUGGAGCCGUGACAACCCAGGCUUCGAGGCCGAGGAGGAGGAGGAGGAAGAGGAGGUGGAAGGCGAGGAAGGAGGAAUGGUGGUGGAGAUGGACGUGGAGUGGCGCCCGGGCAGCCGGAGGUCCGCCGCCUCCUCGUCCGUGAGCUCCGUGGGCGCCCGGGGCCGGGGGCUGGGGGGCUACCACGGCACCGGCCACCCAAGCGGGAGGCGGCGCCGGAGAGAGGACCAGGGCCCGCCGAGCCCCAGCCCGGCCGGCGGCGGGGACCCGCUUCAUCGCCACCUCCCCCUGGACGGGCAGCCGCCGCGAGUGGCCUGGGCCGAGAGGCUGGUUCGCGGGCUGCGAGGUCUCUGGGGAACAAGACUCAUGGAAGAAAGCAACACUAACCGUGAGAAGUAUCUUAAAAGUGUUUUACGGGAACUGGCCACAUACCUCCUUUUUCUCAUAGUCUUAUGCAUUUUGACCUAUGGGAUGAUGAGUUCCAGUGUGUACUACUACACCCGGAUAAUGUCACAACUCUUCUUGGACACCCCAGUGUCCAAAACAGAGAAAACAAACUUUAAAACUCUUUCUUCAAUGGAAGACUUCUGGAAGUUCACAGAAGGUGCCUUAUUGGAUGGGCUUUACUGGAAGACACAACCCAGCAACAAUACUGACGCCGACAACCGAAGCUUCAUCUACUACGAAAACCUCCUAUUAGGCGUACCACGUAUACGGCAGCUCAAAGUCAGGAACGGGUCCUGUUCUAUCCCUCAGGACUUGAGAGAUGAGAUUAAAGAGUGCUAUGAUGUCUACUCUGUCAGUAGUGAAGACAGGGCUCCAUUCGGUCCAAGAAAUGGAACGGCUUGGAUAUAUACAAGUGAAGAAGACUUGAAUGGGAGUAGCCACUGGGGAAUGAUUGCAACCUAUAGUGGAGCUGGCUAUUACCUGGAUUUGUCAAGAACAAGAGAGGAGACAGCUGCUCAGGUCGCUAGCCUCAAGAACAAUGUCUGGCUGGACCGAGGAACCAGGGCAACUUUUAUUGACUUUUCAGUAUACAACGCCAACAUUAACCUGUUCUGUGUGAUCAGGUUAUUGGUUGAAUUUCCAGCAACAGGCGGUGUGAUUCCAUCUUGGCAAUUUCAGCCUGUAAAGCUGAUCCGCUAUGUCACGACUUUUGAUUUCUUCCUGGCAGCCUGUGAGAUUAUCUUUUGUUUUUUUAUCUUUUACUAUGUGGUGGAAGAGAUACUGGAAAUUCGCAUUCACAAGCUACACUAUUUCAGAAGUUUCUGGAAUUGUCUGGAUGUUGUGAUUGUUGUGCUGUCAGUGGUAGCUAUAGGAAUUAACAUAUAUAGAACAUCAAAUGUGGAGGUGCUACUACAGUUUCUAGAAGAUCAAAAUACUUUUCCCAACUUUGAACAUCUGGCAUACUGGCAAAUACAGUUCAACAAUAUAGCUGCUGUCAUAGUAUUUUUUGUCUGGAUUAAGCUCUUCAAAUUCAUCAACUUUAACAGGACCAUGAGUCAGCUCUCCACAACCAUGUCUCGAUGUGCCAAAGACCUCUUUGGCUUUGCAAUUAUGUUCUUCAUCAUCUUCUUAGCAUAUGCUCAGUUGGCCUACCUUGUCUUUGGCACUCAGGUUGAUGACUUCAGUACCUUCCAAGAGUGUAUCUUCACUCAAUUCCGUAUCAUUUUGGGUGAUAUCAACUUCGCAGAGAUUGAGGAAGCUAAUCGAGUUUUGGGACCAAUUUAUUUCACUACAUUUGUGUUCUUUAUGUUCUUCAUUCUUUUGAAUAUGUUUUUGGCCAUCAUCAAUGAUACUUACUCCGAAGUUAAAUCUGAUUUGGCCCCGAAAGCUGAAAUGGAACUCUCAGAUCUUAUCAGAAAGGGCUACCAUAAAGCCUUGGUCAAACUAAAACUGAAAAAAAAUACCGUGGAUGACAUUUCUGAGAGUCUGAGGCAAGGCGGAGGCAAGUUAAACUUUGAUGAACUUCGACAAGAUCUCAAAGGGAAGGGCCAUACUGAUGCAGAGAUUGAGGCAAUAUUCACAAAAUAUGACCAAGAUGGAGAUCAAGAACUGACCGAACAUGAACAUCAACAGAUGAGAGACGACUUGGAAAAAGAGAGGGAGGAUCUGGAUCUGGAUCACAGCUCUUUACCACGUCCCAUGAGCAGCCGAAGUUUCCCAAGAAGCCUGGAUGACUCUGAGGAGGAUGAUGAUGAAGACAGUGGGCAUAGUUCCAGAAGGAGGGGAAGCAUCUCCAGUGGGGUUUCUUAUGAAGAGUUUCAAGUCCUGGUGAGACGAGUGGACCGAAUGGAGCAUUCCAUCGGCAGCAUCGUGUCCAAGAUUGAUGCUGUGAUCGUGAAGCUGGAGAUCAUGGAGCGGGCCAAACUGAAGAGAAGGGAGGUUCUGGGAAGGCUUCUGGAUGGGGUGGCAGAGGAUGAAAGACUGGGUCGUGACAGUGAAAUCCACAGGGAGCAGAUGGAACGACUAGUGCGGGAAGAGUUGGAACGCUGGGAGUCUGACGAUGCAGCUUCCCAGAUAAGUCAUGGUUUAGGCACGCCGGUGGGACUGAAUGGUCAGCCGCGCCCCAGAAGCUCCCGCCCUUCUUCCUCCCAGUCUGCAGACGGAAUAGAAGGCGCAGGUGCAAAUGGGAGUUCCAAUAUCCAAGUCUAAGAUGUGUGUUAGUGUGUGUUCCUAAUAGGGGAGAAAGGGCUGUCCUGAAUGGCCAGAGCAAGUACACUAUUUAUAUGCCCUGACCACCAUAUGAUGCUGGUCUUUGUGACCAAAUGUUAAUUCUUCUGCACUUUAAUUUAUUUUAGAUAAACUUUGCCCAUGGAUCAAAGAAGAUUUUUUUUUUCUCAUAUAAGAAACCUAGGUGUAAAUAUUGAGUACAGAAAAAAAAAAUCUUUGUAAAGUACAUGGAGUGGUCUGGCCACUUGCUACCAUGGAUGAGUCUUCUCAGUGGACAACAAUGUAGCCUUUAAAGCUAGGAGAGAAUUGUCAAAAGCCUUCUGAGUUUUAUUUCCAGUCACAAAAAUCAGUAUUGUCACUUUUGCCCAGUGCGUGAAGGGAAAGUAGGGGCAUUCUUUCCCACUCGGGCUUGGUUUAUGGACGUAAAACAUAGCUUGCUUUAAAGAAAGGAACCCUUUGUUUCAACUACCUUCCUGGGGCAAACAUUUCCAAAAGAUGAGCUGGAAAAGAACUAUGAACCAUGGAAUGGGUAUGUAGUCAUUAUGCUAGAAUGUGUAUGAAUGGUGAAGAUACAUGUUGAAUACUGUGCUUUUUUAUCAUUGUAUUAUAUAGUUCAUGUCCGUGGGAAUAACUGUUUCAUUUAUUCAUACUGUUUUCACUCUCAUUUAAAAUGAGCUGUGUGAUGGGGCGCCUGGGUGGCGCAGUCGGUUAAGCGUCCGACUUCAGCCAG
Lynx canadensis (Canada lynx) is the source of this 3658-nucleotide messenger RNA. RefSeq names its product polycystin 2, transient receptor potential cation channel (gene PKD2). Gene Ontology annotation, biological process: detection of mechanical stimulus; release of sequestered calcium ion into cytosol; potassium ion transmembrane transport. NCBI's taxonomy places the organism in Eukaryota, Metazoa, Chordata, Mammalia, Carnivora, Felidae. Gene Ontology annotation, molecular function: calcium ion binding; signaling receptor binding; potassium channel activity. The record is from RefSeq and is a predicted model, not a curated record. Gene Ontology annotation, cellular component: membrane.